GUGCAGUGUGCACUUGCCACUUGGUGUUUGGUGUAGUUGGUGUGCACUGCUGCGCAAGUGCGCACUGAAGCAAAGAGGUUGCACUGAAGUGCAGUGAAGAGUGAAGAGCGGCCGGCAAUAUAACCUCUUUUUGAUCAUUUUUGACCAAAGAGCCAAAGAGUUCAUUUUCAAUCGAUGCAAUAAUGUCGACGUUAAUAUUAAGAUCAAUUGCGUCAUUAAAUAGGAGUUCUCGUAAUGUUCUUACAAAGUUUAGAUACAUAUACACGUCAAAUGCUUUGAGUCAACAGUCUAGUCUACCCAAGCAACCUACAAAGAUAAAGAAGAAAUCGCCAAUUACAUGGAAAAGUUUGACAAUAUCCGGACUUGUCGGUACUGGUAUUAUAUUAUACAUGCAUCAUCUCAGAGAGGAGAAAGAUAAAACCAUAGCUCGUGAGAGAAGGCGGCAGUUGGGCAAGGCUAAGAUUGGUGGCAAGUUUGAACUGGUAAAUUCAGAAGGGAAGACAGUAAAGUCUGAUGAUUUCUUGGGGCAAUGGGUAAUGAUAUACUUUGGAUUUACUCACUGCCCAGAUGUUUGUCCUGAUGAAAUUGAAAAGAUGACAAAUGUAGUGGACACUCUCGAAAAAGAACACAAUUUGAAGAUACAACCGAUUUUUAUAUCGGUCGAUCCAGAUAGAGAUACGCCCACUGUUGUUGGCAAGUACGUCAAAGAAUUCUCUGAUAAGAUCAUUGGUCUCACCGGCAACAACGAACAAGUUGGACAAGCAUGUAAGGCGUACAGAGUUUACUAUAGUAAUGGCCCUAAGGAUCAGGAUGAUGACUAUAUCGUGGAUCACACGAUCAUUAUAUACUUAAUAGAUCCGGAGGGCCUGUUUGUAGAUUAUUAUGGGCAGACGCACGAUGUGGAUAAGAUCGUAACCAGCAUUCUUGUAAACAAAUUAAAGUACGAUCAAUUAAAGAAUGAUUCUUCUUCUUGGAUGCCGUCUUUACCGAUCAAAGGAGUGUUAUAAGUGCACGUUGCAACAUUCCUAUGUACAUAUAGAUUUUUAAAUCAGUAUUGUGCUGCAAGAAUUUGUGCACAUAGUAUGUCAAAUGCCUAAGAUGGAAAGAUGGAUUUUUAAACCGUUCAGGAGAGUUGGAUCAGCUCCGACCCGAUUUUUGGUUUCAUUUUUGUAUUCAUUUUUCAUCUAAUCAAUGUACAAACUGGAUAAAAGAAGUAAAUAUUGCCAGGGUUCUUCUAUUUACUUUAAAAUGGAAAAAAAAAACAAA
This is a messenger RNA of Monomorium pharaonis (pharaoh ant), 1266 nucleotides long. It is a transcript of the gene Scox, whose product is annotated as protein SCO1 homolog, mitochondrial. Gene Ontology annotation, biological process: mitochondrial respiratory chain complex IV assembly; intracellular copper ion homeostasis. The transcript is spliced from 4 exons. The record is from RefSeq and is a predicted model, not a curated record. Gene Ontology annotation, molecular function: copper chaperone activity; copper ion binding. Gene Ontology annotation, cellular component: mitochondrial inner membrane. Bases 183 to 1007 code for a protein of 274 amino acids. NCBI's taxonomy places the organism in Eukaryota, Metazoa, Arthropoda, Insecta, Hymenoptera, Formicidae.